AUGAGGAUGACUAAAGAGGCCAUAUCUCUGCACUCCCUGAAUGAGACAUUAAACAGGGUGGAAAGCAGGCUGCAGACAGUGGAGACUCAGUUCAAAGAGCUGAACUCUGCCAUGGAGAAACUGACACAGAAACUGCAGUUUCAGGAUAAAACCCUGGAGAAGCAGAUGGACGAGGAUGAGAUGUGGAUAUCCUUGCUGGAGGACAGGUUCACUUCAGUGGAGAUCAAUCUUUUCUACAGCUAUGUCAGUGAAAUGCUUUGCUGCUUGCAUUCCUGUGUCAGAGUGAAGCUGCCAGAUCUGGCGGGAGGCCUCCCCACCUUAGCCUCUGUCAUGAGGCGCAAAGGCAAGAACCAGAGAAUUAGACUGGUGUGGGAAGCAGUGCUGGAGAUGCUGGGGCUGCAAGAAGGAGAUGUCUUAGCUCUAUGCACCUUUUUCAUCAUACAUUGCUCUGAAGCACAGUAUUACCCAGCUAACCAGAGGCAUAAGUACACCAGUGAUAUCAGCACGAUGAUAACCAAGGUGGUGAAGAACCAGAUCCUUCGAGAGAGCCUGCUGUGUGCUGUCCAGGUGGUAGAGAAUGGCAGAGCACAGAGGGAUCCAAAAAAGAUAGUAACCCUUGUCCAAAAAUAA
Emys orbicularis (European pond turtle) is the source of this 630-nucleotide messenger RNA. It is a transcript of the gene SMCO1, whose product is annotated as single-pass membrane protein with coiled-coil domains 1. The coding region runs from base 1 to 630 and encodes 209 amino acids. The transcript has 3 exons. The record is from RefSeq and is a predicted model, not a curated record. Lineage: Eukaryota; Metazoa; Chordata; Testudines; Emydidae.